Molecule: messenger RNA, 517 nt
Organism: Rubroshorea leprosula
Lineage: Eukaryota; Viridiplantae; Streptophyta; Magnoliopsida; Malvales; Dipterocarpaceae
Source: the annotation of a GenBank genome assembly
AAAUAUGCCUUUCUCCAAAACACACUAAUAAUAAUUGGUUUGUCGCUUGAUUCUUCUUCCCAGAAUCCCCAGCCUCAACCAGUUCACCUGCAGCUCCAUCCAUACAUACAGCAGAAGUACGCCAGUUGCAGAGAUUUUCAGUCAUAUAUAAUUAAGUGAGAGAGAUCGACGAUGUGCAGCCACGACGGUGGUCAUCCGGUGGCGGUGAGGAAGGGGAAGAGGAGAAGUAGUGCAUGUUUAUCAUCAUGUUGUCCUGGUGUUCGAGUGCGGUCUGCAAUUAGAGGGCUUGGAAGGUGCUUGUUCGUGUGUUGUUACCCUGUGAUGCAGUGUUUUGGGUGGGACGAGUGCCGUCACCGACAUCAUUACCCCAGGCAUUUCCAUUAAAUUAAUUCAUCCCUGUCUUUUGAAGUAAAUUAAGUUGAUUUCCAUUGAUUAGCUUAUUAAUUAAACGGAUUAUAUAUAUCGGUGGUACAUGGUGUAAACUUGAAAUAAAAUAAAAUAAAAAAGAGGUUUUUUU